UCAACAAGAUGAGGAUGUCAGGUCUUUACUCCAUCUUGUUCGUCAUAAUUACUCUUACAUCUAUUCGCCGAAGGGAGACCAUUGAGGCAGCAUCAUGUCGUCAGGACUUCAGUCUGAAGUUUGCCUUCUGUUCUGAUAAGGGCUUCAGGUUUGUUCCUACAGAUCUCUUACCCGAUCUCAGAGGGCUCUUCCUAGACGAAAACUUUCUAACCACGCUUACAAAUGAGACAUUUGAGAGGUAUCCUAGACUUCGUGAGCUCACACUAGAUAACAAUAAUAUAUCUCGCAUUGAAGAAGGUGCAUUCAGCCCCUUGAAGAACCUGUUUCGCUUUUCGAUUGCAUAUAACCUGUAUGUUCCUACUCUUAAGAAGUCAAUGUUUAGUUCUCAUAGCUUGGCGGAUUUUAAUACAGCAUAUUCUAAUGUGAAGACAUUUGCAGGUGACAUUGUUGCAUGCUUAGCCCAAGGGACAGUCUUGAGUCUUUCCGGAAAUAACCUGCGAAAGAUAAACUGGACCAGUUCAAAUCUUCUUAGCGAUAUUUACCUUGAUUCGAACAUAUUCCGACAAAUUUCAAAAGAGUCGUUUAUUUUUAACAACAGUGUUAAUAUGCUAGAUUUGUCUAGAAAUCCGAUUGAAUUCAUUGAAACCAUCGUUAUCUCUUCGUUUCAUGUCAAGCAUAUAAUAUUGACGGAUACGGGCAUAGCAGUUUCUCAGGUAUCGAAUUUCUUUCAUGGCAUCAGAUUAUCAAUGUUUAUUAAAGGGUUUGAUUUUACAGGCGCCAAUUUCCACACCAUCCGGAAUGGAUUCUUUGCACCUCUCAAAGGAAAGAAUCUAGACAAAGUUGACAUUGAAAUGAAUAGCAUCGAUAUGAUUGAAGACAAUGGUUUUGAUGGUUUAGCAGGUGUAUCUCAACUUCAGCUAGGAUUGAAAAAUCUGGAAGAGAUAGAACCAAGUGUCUUUAACGGAAUGAUGGCUCUUCGCUCUCUUACAUUGGAUGCAAACAGAAUCCUAACUCUCAGUGGUAAAUCUACCCCAUGGAAUAUCUCACUCAUACAUCUUAACUUGGCAGGCAAUGAAUUCACAGCAAUUGACGACUCGGCAUUCCAUGGUCUUAAAACUCUCAAGACAUUAGACUUGAGUCGCAAUUUCAAACUUCAACGAUGGUGGGUCAGAUAUCAACUGUUCCUUCUAAAGCUCUGCUUCAUUGGAUACGAAGAGAUACACGACGAUGUCGACAGAGGAGAAUUCGAGUACGAUAUCGCCAUCAUGCUCGAUGAAGCCGAUGAUGAAUGGGUCAACCAACAUUUGAGACCAGCCCUGAUGGAGCGAGUUCCAGACUUCAAUCGAAUCGUUUGUGGUGAUGAAGAGCUCAUGCUUGGUAUGUACUACCUCGACGCCGUCCACUAUGCUACAGAAAAAAGCUUCAAGACUAUUUUCGUGAUCAGUCACGCUGCCUUACAGGACCAGUGGUUCAUGAUGAAGUUCCGAACCGUUCUCGAUCACGUCAAUGACGUCGGUACAGAGAAGAUGAUUCUCGUUUUCGUUGAGGACAUUGAGGAUGACGAGCUCCCUUUCCUAAUCAGACUGUUUCUCAGUGAUCAUCGACCGUAUCUGGUUUGGCCAGACGAUGAAAGAGGACAAGACUAUUUUUGGGAGGAGUUGAUCCGGGAUCUCACGGUCAAUCUCAGGUGCAAUCACCUGAUACCUCCUAAUUGA
Messenger RNA from Strongylocentrotus purpuratus (purple sea urchin), 1715 nucleotides. Its product is annotated as insulin-like growth factor-binding protein complex acid labile subunit. Gene Ontology annotation, biological process: signal transduction. The transcript has 2 exons. Bases 9 to 1715 code for a protein of 568 amino acids. Gene Ontology annotation, molecular function: protein binding. NCBI's taxonomy places the organism in Eukaryota, Metazoa, Echinodermata, Echinoidea, Camarodonta, Strongylocentrotidae. The record is from RefSeq and is a predicted model, not a curated record.